GUCAAGGCAAGGAUUUAGAAUCGGGAAGAAAUGAAUCAAUGGACUUGACAAUUGGGAAUAAGCAGCUAACUCAGGGCUGUAGCUAGAGGCAGCCCCUAAGCUGCCUAAAGUAACCAAAUUUUUGCCGAUUUCUGAGCUGUAUAUAUUAAAGAGGUGCUGCACCCCCUUCUCCAUGACCAAAAAGCCAGCAGUGGGCCUGCUAUUUUGGCUGGUUAACAGCGCUUCAUGUAACUCAAGUAGUUCUUUUUUUCUGUGAAAGAUGUCACUACUUGUAAUCUGAUCAUUUGCUGUUGGCAAUGUGAACAUUCAUUGUCCAAACAGCUGUUUAAACCUGCAUAAAAUCCAGGCAGAUGUUGAUUCUGUUAACUGUGCACUCUUACACUGUUGUGUACAGACCAACUGCAGCCAUGUGUGUAUGAUGGACAUUUUUGAAACUGCUGCUAACAUAGUCUGCCAUAUGGAGAGUCAUAUGAGGACCUGUCAAUCAAUCACAAUAUCAAUCAAGACAAAUAAUGGAAAUGGAUCAUAAAGUGUACGAUGAAUACAAAACUGAAUACAGGAAUGUGACUGGAUCAUACGAUGUAGCGUACCGGACUGUACAACUUCUUCGGCGGUUGGUGGCUCAAACAAAAUGGGCAAACGCCGGGGAGCUGAUGUUGAUCAUCCAGCGAGAGGGAAAGAAAAUGAUUGAAGCUCAGCCUUCAGAGACUGCUGCGGGAAAUAUGGUGCGAAGAGUGUUAAAGAUUAUACGAGAAGAAUAUGCUGGAUUAAGAGGGAAAAAUGAAGAGGGUGAUCCUCAGGAAUCACUUCAUAAACUUCUCACAGCAGAAGGCCAUGCUGAUGACUUCAGCAUACCUCAAAUACAGCUCAAGCCUGCAGUUAUUGAGGCGAUAGGAGAGUUUAUGACCGAACUAGAAACCAGUGCUGACAACAUAGCUGUCCAAGCCAUCGAACAUAUUCAUUCGAAUGAAGUCAUUAUGACGGCAGGAAAAUCAAAAACAGUUGAAGCAUUUCUAAAGAGUGCUGCCAGAAAACGGAAGUUCCAGGUGAUAGUUGUAGAGUGUGCACCCUUCUUCCACGGACAUGAGUUAGCCAAAAGUUUAGCCGAGGCGAAGAUAGAAACCACAGUCAUCACCGACUCUGCUGUAUUUGCCAUCAUGUCUCGAGUCAAUAAGGUCAUCAUCGGGACGCAUACCGUCAUGGCCAAUGGAGGGUUAAAAGCCAUCAAUGGAUGUGAUGCUAUUGCAUUAGCAGCCAAAUACCAUUCUGUUCCUUUGAUUGUUUGUGCCGCUAUGUUCAAGUUAUCUCCUCAGUACCUUUGUUCGUAUGAUCAGGAUGCAUUCAAUAAGUUUGUCAGCCCACAAGACGUCCUGAAGUUUUCAGAAGGAGAGAUUGUCUCGAAGGCGCAGAUUCAGAACCCAGUGUUUGAUUAUGUCCCACCGGAACUUGUGACUUUAUACAUUUCAAAUAUCGGAGGCAACGCACCAUCAUACGUUUAUCGGUUACUUAGUGAACUGUAUCAUCCUGAUGAUCAUGACUUAUAGGAGUUGAAAGAUGGAGGUGGAAGGCUAUCCUAGGUUAGAGGCCCUCUUCGCUCCGACCUCCCUACUCGAUAUGUGAGAGAGGAAGGAGUGUCUUGAAAAGGCUGAUGUAUUAGGAUGGUAGAUGAGUAAACAGAUCUGGCUACUUGCACUUUCACACUCAAUCUCAAUCAUGGGUACUGUCAGGAAAGUUUGGACUGAAAGCUAAGGACCAUCUAAGUUUACUUGACAACAUGUAAGGCUAAACAUGUUUAGUUGAGGGAGAUGUGUUCAGGGAUUUGGGGACAUUGUUUCUUUGGUAUCACAUGAUAGAUUUCUGUAAGGAGUCGGGGAGUAUCGAGUAUUGUAAAUAGAGCUGUCAAUGUGAUGAUAUUAAAACAUUAUGUUGA
Lineus longissimus is the source of this 1930-nucleotide messenger RNA. RefSeq names its product translation initiation factor eIF2B subunit beta-like. The coding region runs from base 513 to 1544 and encodes 343 amino acids. The transcript has 13 exons. Gene Ontology annotation, cellular component: eukaryotic translation initiation factor 2B complex. NCBI's taxonomy places the organism in Eukaryota, Metazoa, Nemertea, Pilidiophora, Heteronemertea, Lineidae. Gene Ontology annotation, biological process: translational initiation. The record is from RefSeq and is a predicted model, not a curated record. Gene Ontology annotation, molecular function: guanyl-nucleotide exchange factor activity; translation initiation factor activity.